Molecule: messenger RNA, 2246 nt
Organism: Cryptotermes secundus
Lineage: Eukaryota; Metazoa; Arthropoda; Insecta; Blattodea; Kalotermitidae
Gene: Orco
Product: odorant receptor coreceptor
Exons: 8
Coding region: 144-1562 (472 amino acids)
Biological process (GO): sensory perception of smell; detection of chemical stimulus involved in sensory perception of smell
Cellular component (GO): plasma membrane
Molecular function (GO): olfactory receptor activity; odorant binding
Source: RefSeq, a predicted model, not a curated record
GCUGCUGACAUGUAGCCUCAACCGUCGUGUCUUCUGAGUGUCUUUUGUUUGGUUUUAAUUAAAAAAUUAAUCACCAUCUGUUAUAUUUACGUUUCUUUCUAUAUUUUGAAGCUGUGUGAAGUGAGGUACCCAAUUAUAAAAAGAUGUACAAGUUCAGGCUACACGGUCUGGUCGCGGACCUAUGGCCGCUGAUCAGAAUCAUGCAAAUGAUCGGCUUCUUCUUGCUGGACUACCAUGAAGACAUGAGCUUCGGCUGGACGUCCAUCAGAGCGGGAUAUGCUGGGUCCAUAUCUGGCCUCAUGGUUAUACAAUUCGCCCUGAUCGCCAUCAACCUCAUGAAGCAAGCAGACGAUGUCAAUGACCUGACAGCCAACACGAUCACCGUGCUCUUCUUCGUCCACUCCCUGACAAAGUACUUCUACUUCGCGUUGCGUCGCGGCAAGUUCUACCGGACUCUGGCAACUUGGAAUAACGCUAACAGCCACCCGCUCUUUUCGGAAAACCACUCUCGCCACCACGCGACAGCUGUCGCCAGCAUGAGGCGCCUGGUGAUAUAUGUGACCAGUGCAACCGUAAUCAGCGGGUUUGCCUGGACCAUCAUCACCUUCAUCGGGGACAGCGUGCACGAAACAGCAGACCCAGAGAACGCGAAUGAGACCAUUCUGGAGGAGGUGCCACGUCUCAUGCUGCGAUCCUGGUACCCCUGGAAUGCUUUGUCAGGCGGAGGCUAUAUCGUGUCCUUUAUCAUUCAGAUCAUUUGGUUGUUUCUGGCCCUGUUACAUGCCAUGAUGAUGGACACGAUGUUCUGCUGUUGGCUCAUCUACACAUGUGAGCAGCUCAUUCACCUGAAAGAAAUUAUGAAACCACUCAUGGAGCUCAGUGCAUCGCUGGAUACCCUCGUGCCUCACUCUGCAGAGCUGUUCCGUGCAGUCAGUGCCACGGCCAACAAUCCUAUACCUUCAGGCGACAGUGAGGGAAUUCGCGCCAUAUACAGCAAUCAGCACGACUUCUCCAACUUCCGACUGAAUACAGGCACACUGGCCAAUGUCAACAGCGGCUCUGUGGGUCCAAACGGACUGACGAAGAAGCAGGAAAUAUUAGUGCGGUCCGCCAUCAAGUACUGGGUGGAGCGUCACAAGCACGUGGUCAGAUUCGUCGGCAAUAUUGGGGACACAUACGGUUCCGCCCUGCUGCUGCACAUGUUGACCAGUACGGUGACCUUGACACUGCUCGCCUACCAGGCCACAAAGAUCGAGGCCGUGGAUGUGUACGCGUGCUCAGUGAUAGGUUAUCUGGUCUACACACUGGGACAAGUGUUUCUCUUCUGCUUCUUCGGAAACCGCCUCAUCGAGGAGAGCUCGUCAGUGAUGGAGGCUGCCUACAGCUGUCAAUGGUAUGACGGGUCGGAGGAAGCAAAGACUUUCAUCCAGAUCGUUUGUCAACAGUGCCAGAAAGCUAUGAGCAUCUCUGGAGCCAAGUUCUUCACUGUGUCACUAGAUCUGUUUGCUUCGGUACUUGGAGCUGUAGUCACCUACUUCAUGGUGUUGGUCCAACUCAACUAGACGGAUGCGUAGGUGCUCUGGAGGUGACAAUUACUAAUAUAACUUUCAAAGCCUGCGAAUUAUACUAAGAUAACCAACAAGAUGUCAUACUUGUAUUUAUAAAUAGCGGGAACUGUUUCUGCAAUGGCUAUUUUCGUGUAUGACGACUCACUUAUUUCGAGAAGUCCCUGACACCAUAGCGUAAACACAGCAGACGACAGCAACGAAUUAAUUAUUCGAACAUUCUUUAAAUCUGUAUGAAAAUUGAGUUUAUGUCCUACUUAAUGGCGCCUUUUAUCAUUUCAACAUACAUACUUAAUUUCGUAUUAAAACCAGAAAUUAAAUUUGUUAUCCGACGUGAUGAAGGCCUUCAUGAGGACUGGGAGUCUGUUAUAAUGAAUGGAAGUUUAAAUUUCAUGAAACAUCAGUGUUUCCGAUACCAUUCCUUUCAUACAAAAGUAUGCAGUACACGAACAAAAUGUGCAUAACAGUGAACUUUUGAACAACAAUUAAAUUAACUGCGGGAUUACAUAAACUACUCAAGUCGUUAUGCUGACACACGGUCAUCAUGUCACUGAGAACAAAUAUUUAUUGCCUCAGAGACUGAAAUAUACAAGGUAGCUAUUGAAUUCAACUACAUAUAAAGAAGCAGAAAAUCAGUAGAAAAGUUGAAAUAAUUUCCGUAUGGAAGAAUUAUAAGGAGAA